CAGAUACCAGCGUGUGACCUGCUGAUACCAGCGUGUGACCUGCUGAUACCAGCGUGUGACCUGCAGAUACCAACGUGGCAUGAGCUUGGAUCACACACAAGAAAGGUCAGGUUAGAAUGAGUCAACCAACAGAUCACGUGAUUAGCAUCAUCAGCAGACCCAGCCAAGAGAGACAGGAGGCAGAGAUUGACCACAUUCUCUCCUGGCUCAGGAAACGUGUUCCCACACUAAGCAAGAUUCAGACAGGUGAGCUGGUGAAAAUCGUCAAGUUUUGUCAGCAUCAGACAGCAAAUACUGAUGACGUCAUCAUCCAGCAGGGUACUGUGGGGGACAGGAUGUAUGUAUUGUUGCGGGGCGCCGCAAGUGUCUAUAUUGACACGACGUUGACUGGGGAAGAAGACGCCCCACGGGCCGCACACCCCAGCGCAGCAGACUAGAUGGCGGGGGACAAGUCAAAGCUGGGCAAAUUUAUCAUGAGAUAUGGAGCUGGUGAGAGUUUUGGCGAGGCCUCCCUGCUAGCAGACGACAAACUGAGGAGCGCUACAGUUGUAGCAGACGAUCACUGUCAGCUGAUGGUCAUCGAUCAGGCCUUGUUUGAUACAGCCUUGAAGUCCCAGCAGGAGCAGAUGUACAAAGAGAUCUCCCAGUUUAUCGAGGCCACGCCCCUUUUCUCACGCAUGUCCCACAAGUUCAAGAGGAUCGUCCAGCUCAGCCUCAGAAAGGUCCAGUCACCACUGGACGCCAUCUUGUGUCACCAGGGGCGCCCCGUCGCCGCACUCUUCUUUAUUUUAAGCGGUCAAGCUACAAUCAACGUGGACACUGGUCACCACCAGCAACAAUACCCUCACCUGCUAACACCUGAUGAUAGCUUCGGUCAUCACAAGAUGGCGGCGCCCAGUGUCAGAGAGAAGGCAAGACACCAUAAGACAGUUGAGAGACAGGGGAAGAAACUCUGCCUGUGCAGCGUCCAGAGCGGGGAGGUAAUCGGUGACCUGGAAGUGGUCUACGGCCUAGACACUCACUUCUGCACCGUCCAGUGCACCACCGACACCGCCAUCUUUGUUCUCAACAUGAAAAAUGUGGAGCGGCUCCUGGGGAAACGGAACCGUGUCUUUCUUGAGACUCUAAAGGAGAACUGCAAGGCCAAGCUGAAGCUGCGGGCGUGCUCUCAGCUGGGCAGUGACGUCCCCCUGUUGGCGCGGCUACUGCUCGAUGACGUCACACGUCCGGCCUCACUUCCGGUCGUGGAAAAAAUUCGAAACGGGAAAAAUUUACCCAGCCGAGAUGUUCAGCUUCGACACAUGCUGGUCAAGUUUGAGAAGGGCGAGGCUGCACUCAUUGAACCCAUGGUGCCCGGCGCCCUCAUCUACAGGGAUCAGAUGAGAGAGAGGGCCAGGAUACGAGCCAACAUCCGCAGGAGGUCCACCUUCAAGUCCAUGGUCACUGAGAGUAAGCGUAGAAGCUCCCAGCGGCAAGCCCGGAGCCGCCGCGCCAUACUGCAGGCACUACACGAGCUGAUGACCGAACCAAGUGACGACCAGCAGCCAGACGGCCCCGCCCUGGACCAGCCGCCCCCUCACCCCCACACACGCACGGACCCAGGAAAUGACGUGUUACAAGACGAAGUAACUGUAAGAAACGAAAUUUCCGACCAGUCUCACAAGCAAGCGGACAAAGUGAAAAGCUUUGCCCCGGCAGACAAAAAGGUGGACUUUGACUUCGCUUCCGGUCAUGUGAUUGAAGAAGCGAAGGAUGAAAAUCUUGUGACGUCUCGACAGUCCGCAGCCUUGACUGGCGUCGGUCAAGGUGGGAGGCUCAUCAUAGAAUAUCAGAGUCAAAAUGUUGACAGCAUAACUGGAACCAACACAAGAUUCCCUCCACUGGUCAAAUCAGAAGUACGUCUAGCACAAGUCAGCAGUGUCCGGCAGACGGCGCGGCCUGACCUCGGGUCACGUGACGAGCUGCAGACGUCGGAUAGGCAGUUGGAGGAGCUGGAGGCCCGCGUGAAAAACUUUUUGCUGCAACAUUUCAACGUCCGCAGCUGUCAGCUUCCACAUCUCCAGCGCCAGACUAGCUGUGUUACAGCUAAACCCGGAGGGAAAGUUUGGAUCAAGAAGGUCAAGUGUCCUUUUGCUAGUAGUAACGUCCAUGUGUCUAAUCACAAUCACGUGCGCUAUCACAUGACACCCGGACCUGACCACUUCCGGCCAUCUGUAGCGGGGGGGAUCUCCCACUUCAACACGUGAACAUAAACUACACGACAAAUUCAUUACUGGUGGAGCAGACAGUCAAUAGCAGGAUUUGUCAGCUUUCUAGUGCAGUCAGUCAGUCAGUCAAACAUCAGAAUUUGUCAGCUUUCUAUCGCAGUCAGUCAAACAUCAAGAAUUGUCAGCUUUCUAGUGCAGUCAGUCAAACAUCAAGAUUUGUCAGCUUUCUAGUGCAGUCAGUCAAACAUCAGGAUUUGUCAGCUUUCUAUCGCACAGUUGUGACAUAUAGAAAAAGAAAUCAGACCAAAAAUGUUAUAAAUGGACCAAAAGAUUCAAAACACAGCAUUUUCAUCUAGCCCAAAUUACAAACUUAAAAAAGAAUUUUUAAGAGUCGUUAACAUGUGUGAUCUUUUAUUGUGAAGUUUAUGCCUCUAUUUAACUCUACUGGUACCUCUCUAUUUAUACUGCACUAUGCUUCUCUACCUGUCAACUCUACUGGUACCUCUCUAUUUAUACUGUACUAUGCUUCUCUACGUGUCUACUGGUACCUCUCUAUUUAUACUGUACUAUGCUUCUCUACCUGUCAACUCUACUGGUACCUCUCUAUUUAUACUGUACUAUGCUUCUCUACCUGUCAACUCUACUGGUACCUCUCUAUUUAUACUGUACUAUGCUUCUCUACCUGUCAACUCUACUGGUACCUCUCUAUUUAUACUUUACUAUGCUUCUCUACGUGUCUACUGGUACCUCUCUAUUUAUACUGUACUAUGCUUCUCUACGUGUCUACUUGUACCUCUCUAUUUAUACUGUACUAUGCUUCUCUACCUGUCAACUCUACUGGUACCUCUCUAUUUAUACUGUACUAUGCUUCUCUACCUGUCAACUCUACUGGUACCUCUCUAUUUAUACUUUACUAUGCUUCUCUACGUGUCUACUGGUACCUCUCUAUUUAUACUGCACUAUGCUUCUCUACGUGUCAUCUCUACUGGUACUUCUACUUUUCCUACUCCAAUUGCACAACUCAACUAACCCUACAAGAAGUAGGUCUGUAGUAGUAAGCAGAGGCGUAGCCUUGGGGAGAGCGGUGGGUGCGGACCGCACCGGAUGACACCAUUUAGGGGGGUGACACCGAGGCAAAAAUAGCAACAAAUUUUCAAAGAAAAAAAUAUCAUUAAAGUUAAAUAAAUGAUUAAUAUAUAUAUCUUU
This is a messenger RNA of Physella acuta, 3413 nucleotides long. RefSeq lists its product as uncharacterized. The record is from RefSeq and is a predicted model, not a curated record. Gene Ontology annotation, biological process: negative regulation of cAMP-dependent protein kinase activity. NCBI's taxonomy places the organism in Eukaryota, Metazoa, Mollusca, Gastropoda, Physidae. Gene Ontology annotation, cellular component: cytosol; cAMP-dependent protein kinase complex. Gene Ontology annotation, molecular function: protein kinase A catalytic subunit binding; cAMP binding; cAMP-dependent protein kinase inhibitor activity.